This is a messenger RNA of Mesorhabditis spiculigera, 648 nucleotides long. Lineage: Eukaryota; Metazoa; Nematoda; Chromadorea; Rhabditida; Rhabditidae. The record is from the annotation of a GenBank genome assembly.
AUGCUGGGCUGGAGGUUGCUAGUCUCCGUGCUGAACACGGUUCACCUCCUUGUCAGCGCCAUCCUGCUGACGGCUUCGAUCAUGUCCUUCUUCGGGGACAAAUCAUCGACGUCUUCGAGUAGUUCGACCAUGGCGCCAAUUACGACGGCUGUCUCGCGUGAACAGGAACAGGAAUAUGCGGCGCGAUGCGUCGGCUACGACAUUGGUGACAAGAAGGAUUUCCUGGACAAAUUCAACAAAGACCUCGACGCAAAGGCCGAGGGGUCGCAGGCCAUCACGGGAUUCAAGAAAGCCAACCUGAUGAAGGACCCCGCGCACACGCAUAAGAACCCGUUGAUGCCAUCCAUUGAGAAAUUCUGGGAGACCCAUGAUGACGACAGGGGGCCGGUGGACAAAGCAGCCAAGAAACUACUCUCCUACAGCAUUGACUGCGCAGAUACCUACAAGAUCGAAGCUACUACCCCCAAACCCGAAGGUAGCCCCGACCCCACAACAACCUCCGACCCCGAAGCUACCGUCGACGACGAAAACUACGCGCUCGUCAUUCUGAUCGUCCUCAUCGUCAACCUGCUGGCCACCAUUAUCUCGUUCGUGGGCGUUUGCUGCGUGCGCAAGUGGUUCAUGCAGUUGCCGCUCAUUGUCAUUGCG